GAAAUUGAAGAAAAGAAUCAAGGAAAGAAAGAGGCGCGGAUGAAAGGCGCAGUGGAGAGUGAGUGACGAGGCAGGAGAAUGGCAGCCGGGGUGGGCAGGCGGCCGCGCGAGGGACUGACAGGGACGGCGGCUCCCGGCUGGCGGCGGCGCGCCCCCGGGCUGUGAAUGCGACUCGCCCCUCGGCCGCGCUCCCCGCCCGCCCGCCCGCCGGGACGUGGUAGGGGAUGCCCAGCUCCACUGCGAUGGCAGUUGGCGCGCUGUCCAGUUCCCUCCUGGUCACCUGCUGCCUGAUGGUGGCUCUGUGCAGUCCGAGCAUCCCGCUGGAGAAGCUGGCCCAGGCGCCGGAGCAGCCGGGCCAGGAGAAGCGCGAGCACGCGUCUCGGGACGGCCCGGGGCGGGUGAGCGAGCUCGGGCGCCCCGCGAGGGACGAGGGCGGCGGCGGCCGGGACUGGAAGAGCAAGGGCGGCCGCGGGCUCGCCGGCCGGGAGGCGUGGAGCAAGCAGAAGCAGGCCUGGGCCGCCCAGGGCGGGGGCGCCAAGGCCGGGGACCUGCAGGGCCGGGCCCGCGGGGACACCCCGCAGGGGGAGCCCCCGGCCGCCGCCGCCGCCGCCGCCCAGGACGCGGCCGGCCCGGACCUGGCGCCCACGCCGGAACCGCCGGAGGAGUACGCGUACCCGGACUACCGCGGAAAGGGCUGCGUGGACGAGAGCGGCUUCGUGUACGCCAUCGGGGAGAAGUUCGCGCCGGGCCCCUCGGCCUGCCCGUGCCUGUGCACCGAGGAGGGGCCGCUGUGCGCGCAGCCCGAGUGCCCGCGGCUGCACCCGCGCUGCAUCCACGUCGACACGAGCCAGUGCUGUCCGCAGUGCAAGGAGAGGAAGAACUACUGCGAGUUCCGGGGCAAGACCUACCAGACUCUGGAGGAGUUCGUGGUCUCUCCGUGUGAGCGGUGCCGCUGCGAAGCCAAUGGAGAGGUGCUGUGCACAGUGUCCGCGUGUCCACAGACGGAGUGUGUGGACCCCGUGUACGAGCCUGACCAGUGCUGCCCCAUCUGCAAAAAUGGUCCAAACUGCUUUGCAGAAACUGCUGUCAUCCCAGCUGGAAGAGAAGUGAAGACGGACGAAUGUACCAUAUGUCACUGUACUUACGAGGAAGGGACGUGGAGAAUUGAAAGACAGGCCAUGUGCACGAGGCACGAAUGCCGGCAGGUGUAGACAUGGGGCCGUAAAAAACAGACGUUUUUCUAGAAUAUUUUACAGACGUGAACACUCUAGAUGACUCUGGGGAAUGUCAUCCAAAAGGAGAAGACUUUUGAUGAGGAGUGUGCAAAGUUGUGCGUACCUUUUGCGCUUCUCGGUAACCGUUUCCUGCAGAAGAAGGAAAUGGGUCUAUUUCAAAACAUCCACAAGAACUUUGGGCACAAAACCCCCUCUCUAAAUAAAUGUGCUAUUUUCACAGUAAGUACACCGAAGUACACUAUUAUAUAUUAAAUGUAUUUCUAUAAUCCCUCUAUUAGAGAGCUUAUAUAAAUGUUUUCUAUAGAUACAGAUUAAAAAUGCUGUGUUGUCAACCGCC
Messenger RNA from Neofelis nebulosa (Clouded leopard), 1572 nucleotides. RefSeq names its product von Willebrand factor C domain containing 2 (gene VWC2). Gene Ontology annotation, cellular component: AMPA glutamate receptor complex. The record is from RefSeq and is a predicted model, not a curated record. The transcript has 4 exons. Gene Ontology annotation, biological process: negative regulation of BMP signaling pathway. The coding region runs from base 225 to 1211 and encodes 328 amino acids. Gene Ontology annotation, molecular function: protein binding. Lineage: Eukaryota; Metazoa; Chordata; Mammalia; Carnivora; Felidae.